Messenger RNA from Metarhizium album ARSEF 1941, 1443 nucleotides. RefSeq names its product DNA recombination and repair protein Rad51. The record is from RefSeq and is a predicted model, not a curated record. Gene Ontology annotation, biological process: DNA recombinase assembly; DNA strand invasion; DNA repair. The transcript has a single exon. Lineage: Eukaryota; Fungi; Ascomycota; Sordariomycetes; Hypocreales; Clavicipitaceae. Gene Ontology annotation, molecular function: single-stranded DNA binding; DNA strand exchange activity; ATP binding. Bases 1 to 1443 code for a protein of 480 amino acids.
AUGACCGACCUCCUCCAUAUCCUCCCAUCCUUCCGUACAGCUCCCUUCGGGGCACUCCUCCCCAUCAUCGAGCAGCACGCUCUUUCGACGACAGACCUCCUGGCCCUCCACCCUGCAGACAUUUCCAAACAGACAAACCUGCCUCUGCUGGAUCUCAAGCGACUCAUUGCAACAAUCCAAGUCUCUCUGUCAGACGAUCUCGUGCCGCGCCACCCCCUACAAACAACCGGGAGCUCCCCGCGUGAAGGACAACCCCCCGAAACAAGCAGCCAGGACGCCAGUCAAUCUCCAACCGCACGACCCGAAGCAGCUCCGGCAGAGACUCCCCGAAGUGCCCAAUCCUCCCCGCCCUCAUUCAUAAGCACCCUCUGUCCGGAAAUAGACGCCGCCCUCAACCCCGGCAUCCCGACCUCGUCCAUCACCGAAAUCACGGGCGAGUCCGGCGCCGGCAAGACCCAGUUCCUCCUGUCACUCUGUCUCGCCGUCCAACUCCCCCCGCCCCGUGGCCUCGGCAAACAAGCCCUCUACGUCUCUACCGAAUCAAGCCUCGCCACCAAACGCCUCUCCCAGAUCCUCGCGUCGAACCCGCUCCUCCAGGCCGUAGACCCCCCGGACCGCCCGUCCCUGGACAACAUCCUCAGCACCGUCACGCCAGAUCUAGAAUCUCAAGACCACAUCCUCGAGUACCAGGUCCCCGUCCUGCUAUCGAGACACAGCAUCGGCCUCAUCGUCAUCGAUUCCGUGGCGGCCAACUACCGCGCCGAGUUCGAGAGGGCCGGCUCCUCGUACGGCUCUAACAUGGCCGCGCGCGGCGCCGAGCUCGUCCGCCUCGGCGCUCUCCUCCGACACCUAGCAAGGAAGCACGACAUCGCCGUCGUCGUGGCCAACCAGGUGUCCGACAGGUUCUCCUCGUCCGCACCUGUGCCGAGCACCCUCUCCCGCGGCAGGACUUGUGCCGAGGAAAGCCCCCUCGCGUCGAGGAGCGCGCCGCCGCCGCCGCAAUCCUCGCUCGCCGGCACGCCGUCGUCCUCUGUGCCGCCGUUCUCGCUGCCCGACGACGCGUCGCCGCCUGCACACCCUGCCUUGCGUCUCGAUCACCAGCAGCGUUGGUUCACGGGCUGGGGAGACGAUCCGCGCUCGUGGCAUUCUCUGAAGACGCCCAGUCUGGGCCUCGUUUGGUCCACGCAGAUAGGGUGCAGGAUAGCAUUGUUCAAGAGCCCCGUGUAUGGACGGCCGCGGCACAUUGCGGCUCCCAUAGAGGCUGAUGAUGAUGAUGUUGACAGGGGACCUACGUUGAGGAGCUGGCGGAGAUGGAUAAAGGUUGUGUUCGCGGGACAUGUUGCCGCCUCGGGGCAAGGCGUAACGGGGGCCAAGGAGUUUGAGGUCACGACAGGCGGAAUUGCAUGUGUACCGGGAGAUGAGGGGAACCGUGGGCUUUGGUGA